GCUUACAAUAGGUCAUUGAAAUUUUUAUUAAGCGGUCGAAGAAACGGUAGUAAGAAAUUUUCAAACUCCUAUUUGUGUUGUUGUUCCUAUACACAUAAAAAAGAAACGUUCGGAUAAGGCAACGUAGUGUGGCCCAGUUACAAGAAAUACAUAACACUGUGUACUUUUAGGCGAAAUAUGAAAAAAAAUAGCAACAUAUUUUGUUGUAGUGGCUGUUGGUAGACGUUAAUGUUGCAACAUUAUGACGUAGUGUAUGUAAUGUUACGUUAUUUAAAUAAAUUAAAAUAAGGUGUAUAAAAAGUGAUUUAAAAAAAAUGGUUUUUAUUGUAUAAUAAAUAAACCGCUAAUGUAUUCUAAAUGAGAUUUAAAAGAAAAUUAUAAUAUUAAGUUUGUGUGUGUGUUUUUUUUUGUGGUGUAAAAGAAAACAUGAUUCAGCAUGAACAAGUGUUUAAAAUUUUACAAUUCCCAUCAUCAUCAGCAGAAACCACAGCAACAACAUUAUUAUCAUCAAUCUUGCCAAGACAACAACAAUUUCCGUAAAAAAACAAGUUACUUAAUUCCAUUUUGUAUUUGUAAAAUUGUUUGUUAAAUAAUAAAACUUUUUUCAAAAGGUGUUAUUUUAGACAUAAACUUUAAAAUCCUCCCCCUCCUGUUACAAUUACUUUCCGCCCCCAGUGUUUUUUAUUUUAAGGAGGAAUUAAUAUUGAAUUCUAAUUUAUACAAAAUAAAAAAAGUUGACAAAGUAUUGAUAGGAAAAAGUUUUAUAAAACCAGGGGAAUUGUAAACAAUCAAAUUAAAUAGAAAAUGCAAAAAAAUAUCUAAAAAAAUUCCAAUACUAAGAAAAAGAUAUUAUUUAUGAUAAAAGUAUAUAAUAACAAGAAAAGAAAGAAGAAAAUUGAAAAAAAUGAAAAUUCUCUUGAAACUUCGCUGUCAUUGAGAAACGAAAUUUUUGUAUUUCAUGGAUAAUUAUCUCAAAUGUCGGCGGUUGUUGUUGCUGCUACUCGACUCUGAAGCAUAAUUUAAUUGUUUUAAUUGAAGUGUGAGUUACAAGGAGACAAAAGAAACAAAUAAAAAAAAAGAAAAAAAACUCAAAUUUAAAAAAAGUAAAAGAUAAACAAAAUAAAUAUAAAGUAAAUAAGAAGAUAAGAAAAAUUUUUCCUAGCAGUCUUUUAGGCGCUAGAUGCCACAUUUAAUUUGAAUAAUUAAGUGAAAGUGUGAGUGGGUGUGCGUUAAGAAGAAAAAUAAAAAUACAAAAAUAAACAGUUGCCAGUUACUUCCUUCUUCCUAAAACGUAAGCGAAGUAUCUGUUUAUUAUACACCGAAACAAAUCUAAUCAGAUUGAAAGAUUUUCCUUUUUUUCAUACAAAUUUUUAUAUAAAUUGUAUACGGCAACAAAUUGUAAUUUUAUGAAGAAAAACAAAAUCUCAAAGAAAUUUAAAUAAUAAUAACAACAAAAAUUAUAACAAAAGUGUUUAUUAAGCAAGUGUGCUAGAGUUUGUGUGUCCUGUUUCCUGUUUCCGUUACCAUUUUGUUUUUAAACAACUGCUGCUCUUAACUGAAAGUGUAUGAGUGAGUACUAGCUCGUUGUCAACAACAACAACAUCAUCACCAUCACUCGUAAUGUUAAUUAUACAAACGAUGUCAAUGUCGUUGUCAUUGUAGUUCACCCGUAUAAAAUAAAGUGAAUUAUAAACGUGAGAGUGAGCAGCUCUUUAAAAAUCUUAUACAUUCAUAUUAACAUACACAAGUGCAAUUUGUAAUUGUAUAUAUUUUUUUGUUACAUAUAUGUUGUAUGCAGUAGUUGUUCGUAAUAAAUUUUCUAUAAUUUAUUCGUUUUGUUUUUGUGUGAAAAUAUUCACAUGAAAUGUUGCUGGAAUAUUUGACAAUGCUGUUUAUUUUUGGAUUAACGACACACAUUGAAAGGACCCGAUAUUUAGUACAAGCCUUAAAAAUGCCCACAAACGAUACCCUGCACGAUUUCAAUCACAAUAACAACAUGAUUUUAGACAGUUACGACAAUACACAUCCAGAAUUUGAUAAUUCAACCGAACGAGACGUUAUAGCAGCAGUGGGCACAACAGCACGACUACAUUGUCGUGUGAAAAACUUGGGUGAUCGAGCGGUGUCGUGGAUAAGAAAACGUGAUCUACACAUACUCACAAUUGGUAUAAUGACCUAUACGAAUGAUCAAAGGUUUCUAGCGCGGCACAUAGACAAUUCCGAUGAAUGGGUCUUGAAAAUUGUAUCCGUACAGCCGAGAGAUGCGGGUGUGUACGAGUGUCAGGUGUCGGUGGAACCAAAAAUAAGUCAAGCCUAUAAAUUAAUGGUAGUUACUUCCAAAGCACAAAUUCUAGCCAACCGUGAACUGUUCGUGCAAAGUGGCAGUGACAUUAAUUUAACCUGCAUUGCACCACAGGCUCCCGGUCCCUACACUCACAUGUUGUGGUUUAAAGACAGUGAACUAAUCAACGACUCAACACGAGGUGGCAUACGCGUCGUGUCAGAACAACAAAUGAAAACUAGCAAUUUAGUUAUUUCUCGAGUAACACACACCGAUUCGGGGAAUUAUACCUGUGCGGCAGACAAUUCAAAUAGCGACAGUGUUUUUGUACAUAUCAUCAAUAGUGAAAAACAUGCCGCCAUGCAACAUGAGUUAGCGUCACGAUUGCAUAUACCACGUAGCCUUUUAGUGAUACUAACCUUCUUCUAUAUUUUAGAACGAGUCAUUAAAUGAAACUAAAUGCAACUGCUACAACAUAAAGAACAACUACAUCUAUAGUCUGCUUUAUCACCAAGAAACAAACAAACACACUUCUCUAGUCCUAAAAUAAUAAUAAAUUACAUUUAACCACCGCCAGUAGCAGAGCAGAACCAAAUAAAAACCAACAAGAAACUACAAACGAGCAACAAAUUGUAUUAAAUAAAUAAAAGUGCAGUGCGGUGCAAAGCAGUGGCGGCAGUGUAGCAGUAGUUUAUGGCCGUAAUGUUUAUAAUUAUAAAACAAAAGGUUUACAGAAAUACAUACGCAGGAAUUUAGUACAUACACAAACAGACUUUUUAUGAAACCUUAAAAGGCUGAAGUUUACAGUUCGAAGAUCAUCGAAAUGGUGUACAGAUUAAAAUAUAAAACUGUAACCCUCCCUGUUCACCAUCAACCACAAAAAUAUACCCCAGAAGGCAAAAACAACAAUAAAUACAGAAAGAGGUUGUGGAACGAGCCACCUUUGGCAGCAUAAUAUUAGUUUAAGUUUUAUAUUGUUUGUUCAAAGGAAAAUGUAAUCCAGGUAAAAUCCUAACGUUUGAGAUACAGAUACAUAUGUGGCUUAAUAUAUAAUAUCUAUACGUAAGGACACACAUACUUUAGCUCCUUAUCGAGCUAUAACUCUUUAGUAAAUGUUACGUACUCUGAUCCUAGAAUACACAUUAAUACAAUGUUAGUUAAAAUAUAAAGUGCCAGGUAUUUUAGACAAGUUUUCCUACAAGUAUAUUGUCUUAUAAUUAUUGGUAUUUGUUUAAGCAAAAGAAAUAACUAUACAAUAAUUUAGUUUGUGAAUACUAGAGAAAAAGACAAUAUGUGUAUAAGAGGAUCCUUUAGUAUUUUUGAAUAAAUAAAUGUGUGUCCUUAUUGAAAGCAUAUAAAGGUAUAUUGUUGUAGUUGUGUGUUUGCUAUUUCAAAUUUUCUUUACCUACAGUGUAUGUAUGUUUAUAAAUUACUGUCCUUAAAAUCCUGUCUUUGCUGUUAUUGCUACGAUUAGCAUUACAACACUACUACCCAGCAAUCAUAUUUGAGCAGUUUGGAAUAAUCGAAUUUCCGAAUGAGUUUUUGAUGAAAUUUCUAAUAAAUGAACAUUAAUUUUACAAAGAAAAAAUUUAAAAGAUAUCAUAAAGAGGACAUUUUAAAGGAAUAUUUAAUAAAAAUUUUCUUAAAUAAAAGCAAAUUUUCUGAAUUUUAUAUUAUUUCUAACAAGAUCAUAUUUCUUCUUUGCUGGGUUAGUUGCUUACUACUGCUACUACUGUUGACAUUAACCAGACGAAAAUCUGAACAAGCUUUGCUAAAUGUUUGUAGUCGAAUAAUUGAAUGCUCAAGUUUUGUUUUCUUUUUUUUUAAGAAAAAGCACAAGAAAACCAACAAAAUUUACUGAAAAAAAAGAGAAACUCAUGCUGAGUUUUAUUAUGAAAUUGAACAUUUUUUUUGUCUUAUUUCUAAUAUUAAGGAUUUGUAUAGAAUUCGUAUACCAUGUAAAUGUGUGUGUGUAUGUUGUACUAUGUAAAUGUGGAUAUGUGGUUGUUAGUAACAGUGAAUUUGUGUUUGUGUGUGCACAAGAGUAAGCAAAUAUUUACAAGCAACUUCUGUUUGUUUAAGAAAAACUAAUAGCAUAAAGCUAGUUUAUGACCAAAAAGGAAGAAAAAUAGAAAAAAAGCAAAAAUUAAGUAAAAACCUUAUAGACCUGUAAACAUUUGCAUACAUUAACAACAUGCAUGAGAACGUAAGAAUAGGGGAAGUAUAGCCCAUGGUAACAAAUGAAAUGAUAAAAGUUUGUUCAAUAGUUUGUUUAAAACAUGUCCAAGCUUUAAAACAAUAAUAUUGUUAUAAUUAAUAUAUUUCAUAGAAUCCUCUAUAUUUGCAUACCUUCCCUCUUUUGAGACAUUUUUAUAACAUUUCAUUUAAACUAUGUUUAUUUUCAAGUGUUUACACUUCUUACUCACAACAAGGAAACAAGAAAAGAGCCAAAGAAAGAAUUUAAUAAAAAUUGUAAAUGUAUCCUUAUCCUUGUGCUCAUACAAAGCUAUACACACACUCUUACCCUCUUACCCCCAAAUAUCCACAUUAACAUAUAAUUACAUAUAUACUCACACAUAUGAAAAUGUAAAUAGUUAAAGUGUUAAUUGUAAAUACUUUUUACCAGGUUUUUAAUUUCUUUUCAUUA
Molecule: messenger RNA, 4928 nt
Organism: Lucilia sericata (common green bottle fly)
Lineage: Eukaryota; Metazoa; Arthropoda; Insecta; Diptera; Calliphoridae
Gene: dpr5
Product: lachesin
Exons: 6
Coding region: 1865-2734 (289 amino acids)
Biological process (GO): synapse organization
Cellular component (GO): neuron projection membrane
Source: RefSeq, a predicted model, not a curated record